AACGUUAACCAGAGUUAAAUAACAAAUAAAUAAAUACAAUGGUAGAACACAAAGAUGAAGUUGUAAUAUCAGGUAUCGGUGGAUUGUUUCCAGAAAGCAAUAAUAUAACUGAAUUGAGUGAUUUGUUAUUCCAAAAAAAAAAUGGAGUAACUAUGGAUUCAAGGAGAUGGAAACCAAAUAAACUAGGUGCAUUAAGUGGUACUGGAAAAAUUAAAAAAAUCGAUACAUUUGAUACCACAUUCUUCAGCGUUCAUCCAAAACUUGCUCAAGUUAUGGACCUAAUGACAAAAAUAUGUUUAGAAAGAUCAAUCGAAGCAAUUAUCGAUGCUGCUUUGAGUCCAGCAGACUUGCAUGGAACAAAUACAGGAGUAUUUAUGGGAUCUGCAAUAAGUGAAACGGAAAUGAAAGCCAUGGAUACCGAAUCAUCUGUAGGAUUUGUAAUGUUAGGAACUAGUAGAGCAAUGCAAGCAAACCGACUUUCUUUUAUUCUUAAUUUGACAGGACCUAGUUUUUCCAUGGACGGAGGAUGGAUUUGUGGCUCCAACGGUUUGAAAAAAGCCAAAGAAAUGAUUGAAAAUGGUUUAUUAUCAUCUGCAAUUGUCGGUGUUACUAAUCUGACACUUCGACCAGAGUUACAAUUUCUAUAUCAAGGAUUGAAUAGAUUAAACAAAAGUGAUCAAACUAAACCAUUCAGUUCUGACGCUGACGGGUAUAACAGAUCAGAAGCUUGUAUUGUUUUUUAUCUUCAAAAAGCUUCUGAAGCCAAACGUUCAUACGGAACAUUGUUGAAUGUAAAAUCAAUGCAGUUUGGUAAUCAUGAUGGGACCCUAACCGAGCAUGAUGGAAAUCACUUUAAAUCAUUGCUAUUAGAUUCUUAUAAAGAAGCUGACAUAGAUCCGGCUACAGUAGAUUUCAUAGAAGCUUACGGAUCGGGAAUUAAGAGUGAAGAUGCUAUGGAAUUAAAUAUCAUGGAAGAAGUGUUUUGUACUGAAAAUAGAAGGACACCUUUAAAAGUGGGUUCCGUGAAAAGUAACGUAGGUCACUGUGAAGUGUCUAGUCUCUUUAUGUCAAUUUUUAAAGCCAUCAUUACGCUAGAAAGUGGAUACAUACCACCUAACAUAAAUUACACAGGACCAAAUAAUAAUGUAGCAGCGUUAAAGAAUGGAAAAAUUCAAGUAAUAACUGAAAAAACUCCUUUUGUUGGAGAUAUAAUCGGAAUCAGUUCAUUUGGGUUAUUAAAUGCAUUUAGCCAUGUAAUCCUUAAGAAAAAUCAGAUCGUUAAUAACAUAAUUGUGGACAAACAUAAUUCUACCAAUAUACCCCAAUUAAUAUUGGUAUCAGGGCGGAAUGAAGAAAACGUUAAAGAAGCAUUAAACCAGAUUAAAAGUCAUGGAAACAAUACAGAGUUUGUGUCAUUGACUAAUGACGUAUUCACUAGAAAUAUCAAUGGCCAUUUCUUUAGGAGUUUUAACAUUUUCCCUCAGUCAGAUGAGUCACGAAUAGAUGAUGUUUGGAAUGUUACUUUGAAACGUCCGGUAUGGUUUAUAUUCUCUGGUAUGGGAUCACAAUGGCAAGGAAUGGGUACAGAUCUUAUGAAAGUUCCAGUUUUUGCUGACGCUAUAAACAAAUGUGAUGUUAUACUAAAACCAAAAGGCGUUGAUAUUAAGAAUAUUUUGACCAGUCAAAAUCCAAAACUUUUUGACAACAUUCUCAAUUCAUUUGUCGGUAUCGCUGCGGUUCAGAUUGGACUAGUAGAAGUGUUGAGAGCAUUAGACAUAACACCCGAUGGAAUCAUAGGCCACUCGCUCGGAGAAUUGGGAUGUGCUUACGCUGAUGGUUGUUUUACGGCUGAAGAAAUGCUAUUAGCUUCUUACGCCAGAGGUCAAGCUACUCUAAAAACAGAACUUAUUCCCGGCAUGAUGGCCGCCAUUGGACUUGGAUAUGACCAAAUCAAAGACAAACUUCCCCAUGCCAUCGACGCCGCUUGUCGUAAUAGUGCCACUAGUUGCACAAUAUCGGGUCCAGUUGAAAGCAUCAAACAGUUCGUGUCACAACUAAAAUCCGAAGGUGUCUUCGCAAAAUCCGUUAACGUUGGUGGCAUAGCGUUUCACAGUAGAUAUAUUCAAUCCGCUGGUCCGACUCUACUUAAAUAUUUAAAAGAUGUGAUCAAAGUACCAAAGAAAAGGUCGUCUAAAUGGCUUAGUAGUUCGUUGCCAGAAACUGAAUGGGAGUCUGACCUCGCAAAAUAUUCUUCUCCAGAAUAUCAUACAAACAAUCUAUUGAGUAGUGUGUUAUUCGAGGACGUUUUAAAUCACAUACCAAAAGACGCGAUUACAAUUGAAAUUGCUCCUCAUGGCCUUCUUCAAGCAAUUAUAGAAAGAGCAUUACCUGAAAUGGUAACCAAUAUUCCAUUGACGAAAAGAAUGUCUGGAGAUUCGGUUCGAUUCCUACUUACUUCUAUAGGAAAAAUGUAUGCCAGUGGAUUAAAUCCCAAAAUAAAAGAGCUGUACCCAACAAUAAAAUAUCCUGUAAGUCGUGGAACACCAUCAAUUUACGGUUUAACGUUUUGGGACCAUACUGAAAAAUGGUCAGUCAGGAUAUUGGAAUUAGUAAAAUCUGGUGAACACAUAAUUUCUUUAGUAAUUGAUGAUGAUAAACAUUUAGCACAGUACCAAUGCCAAGGGCAGUAUAUAAUACCAUUUUCAUUUCUAUUAUUUAAUGUUUGGAAGGCAUUUAUUGAAAUAAACUCUAAAAGUUUGUAUGAAAAUUCGAUUCAAUUUCAAAAUCUUCGGUUCAAAAAUAAUGUUAAAAUACAUCCAACCGAUUUCUCUCAUUGUUAUAUAAUGAUUCAAUUGGGAUCUGGUCUUUUUGAGUGCGAUGUGAACAAUGAGGUUAUUUUAUCAGGCGAGAUAAGACUUUUAAAUAAUUUAGUCUUAGGUUCAAAUGAAGAAAAAUCAAUAAACUUUGACAACACAACUGACAACUUACUUUGCAAUGUGUCAAAAAACGAGAUAUAUUCAGUUUUAAAAAAUAACGGAUUCAAUUUAGGAUUCAAGAACAUCACAAAUUUAAACAUUUAUAAAAAUAAUAUCCAAGGCUCCGUAGAAUGGGAAAACAAUUGGAUAUAUUUUUUGGAUUGUCUUUUUAAGUUUCCAUUUUUAGAAAAUUUAGGCAUAGGCCCCAUUGAAAUUCCAGUUUAUAUAAGGGAAAUGUUUAUAAAUCCUGCGUUGUUUGAGAAUCGUUCAGAGAAAGAUAUAAGCGUCAAUUACAACAAACUAUCAAAUGAAGUAACUUGUGAUGGAAUUAAAAUAUUAGGGGUUAAAAACGCACCGAUAUCAUUACCCAUACUUAACUCUGUGGUAGUUAAAGUACAAGAAAAAUCCUUUACUAAAUUCAACAACUUAAAAUGCAAAGUACGUACAUAUUUAACUAUGAAGUAAAUUAGUGACCUUUCGAUAAAG
This is a messenger RNA of Acyrthosiphon pisum (pea aphid), 3461 nucleotides long. Its product is annotated as fatty acid synthase. NCBI's taxonomy places the organism in Eukaryota, Metazoa, Arthropoda, Insecta, Hemiptera, Aphididae. The coding region runs from base 39 to 3440 and encodes 1133 amino acids. Gene Ontology annotation, molecular function: fatty acid synthase activity. Gene Ontology annotation, biological process: fatty acid biosynthetic process. The transcript has 16 exons. The record is from RefSeq and is a predicted model, not a curated record.